AAGUCAAAAGUGUGCGACUAUUAUCCAGACAGGCAACCGACUACGUAAAAGAGUGACCAGAACAGAGGACUGCCUGAAGUUUCAAAUCACUUUUGAUGCCCCUACUGACGUGUGACGUCGCCUGGGAGAAUCAAAAACAAAGCACGCAUACUCCCUCAUACCUGAAGCAGGAAGUGAACGGAUUAGACGGAUCGUGUUUGCUUUGCUUAAACACUUGGAUAAAACCUGAGUAACUGACUAAAAUGUUUAUCUCGUCUGCAGGUGAGCUGAAGCUGUAACUCGUUUCGACAUGUUACCAACUCAAAGACACCACCUGUCACACCUGCUGCUCACAGUCCUGCUGCUUGGUAGCUGGACGGCACAUGGAGCUCUGAACGGGUCGGAGACAGAAACGGCGGCCUGCCUCCGGCUGGACAGCAUCUCGUCCAGCAGGUGCAUCGUGGUCAAGGAGGGAUCCAACGCUCUGAUUGAGUGCAACGUGACCGGAGGCCACAAUGACAUCAAGUGGUACAACUCUAAAGGGCCUUUGCUCGGUGGGAAGUGGCUGAUUCAGGAGAAUGGCGUCCUGAACAUCACUGCGGUCUCUUUCAAAGACCGUGGACGCUACACCUGUGUCACCCCUGGGUCCAAAAACUACACCGUCACUCUGCGUGUAGCUCACAGUGAGAGCGGCCUGGGCCUGUACUUUGUCAUCGUCUGCUUGGUGACCUUCACCAUCACCAUGAUCCUUAAUGUGGCGCGGGUCUGCAUGGUCAGCAGUCACCUCAAAAAGACAGAAAGAGCUAUCAAUGAGUUUUUCCGCACCGAAGGCGCAGAGAAGCUGCAGAGGGCUUUCGAGGUUGCCAAGCGGAUUCCCAUCGUCACGUCGGCCAAGACACAGGAGUUUGCCAAGGUCACACAGUUCAAGACCAUGGAGUUUGCCCGUCACAUGGAGGAGCUGGCACGGAGCGUUCCCCUGCCACCACUCAUCCUGAACUGCCGUACGUUUGGGGAGGAGGGGGCAGAAACAGUCAACCCGGAGCCCCAGCCUGCAGAUCAAGCCAAGCCUGGGAAGAGACAAGCUAUAGGCCCGCCAUCCUCCAACAGAAAUGAAGAUGAAGAGGAGGGGGUGUGUCAGGCACUGCUGUCGAGUGAAGGACAAGGGAACAAUGGAAGCAGCGUUGACACCAAAGCGUCAGUCCACACAGUUUCUGAGGUCACCAAUGAGGGUAAGGAGGCUGCCAUGUGCCUCCAUGUGCUCGCACCAGGCUCACGAACAAGCGUGUCCUACGAAAGCAACAUAUAGCCCCCUUCAGUCUGAAUCCAUUUUCCAAAGCGUAGAGUUAAAAGAGAUAAAAAUCAUUUGCCAAAUUGUGGGGUUCACUUAGAUUUUGGAUAUUUUUGUUCUGCUUAUGGAAUCCUGGCUCUAAAUCUUGUCCUAAGCUGUUUAAAGCGAAACACCGCCUUAUUUCAAGGUGUUGAAAUGCUGAUUGGUAGAAUACCCAAGGUCAAAUAAAGGAAAACAUAUAUAUAUUCUAUCUUGCUGUGAACAAGUUGGAUUCUGUUUCUGGUUUCCAACUUGAUAUGAGAACAUCGUCAUUGGACAUUGUGACUACAUCUGUCUGUGGUCAUCGAAAUGCUACAUUCUUAUACCUGCUGAGUCAUGUUCUUCGUGAAAUGUCCAUGCAGUGAUUACAUUUUACUACUAGAACAAAACCAGACAGAUCAAACUGGUUUCUUUUAAAAGAAACCAUGAAAAAUUGCACUUUUUUAAAAGGAGACACUGCAGGUGAAUAGGGUAACGUUUUUGACUGAUAGAUAUCACCAUGGAACUUCCUGAGUGGGUUAUUUACAAUUACUAAUUUGUAUUACAGGUUUUCUGAAACUUUAUGUUUCAAUAUGUAAAUAAGACAUUGUCUCAUUAUCGCACUGCAUACAUUUCCAGAACAGAAAUGUGAACAUUUGAUAAAGGCAGGUUCAAAAUUCUUGUUUCAUUUUGUCGACAUAUUAAACUGAGGGAAAUCUGGUUAUCUCUUUUUAUCCCUGCAUGAAUUGAAAGAAUACUGUUAAAUAGCUUUUGGGGUGUUUUCUUGGCACUAGUCUGAAAGUAGACAUGUUAUGGAAGCAAAAUCUCAGAAAUCAGUGUCUCAAUCAUUGUUUUUGUGCUUCUUUCAGCAAUAUAGAAUUGGACAGGAAACCUGGCGGCAGACAGAGGAUAACUCACCAUCAUUUCUCAGCCAAAUUUUUGUAUCUGUGACUUUGCAGUUAUUUGAUGUUUGUCUCUGUGACGCCGCCCACUUAGCAAUGUUUGUUUGACCUGAGCCAAACUGCAUCCAAUCAGCUCAGAAAUAUUUUCCCUCUCGUCUUAAAUAAUUUUUUGGUGUUCAUCUUCAUGUGGUGGUUUACUUUCUCUGCACACAUCUUGUCUGUCAGUCAGGUUCCACAGAACAAGAUGUUGUAACAAAACCCCUCUUGUUUCAUUGUGUCGUUUGUUUUCUUGUCACUGCUUCCUGUCAAUCAACCAGAUGCUCACAGGAACAAGUGGAAGACUUGAAAUAAUGUCUCAAAAACAUGUCACUUGACAGACUUGAUUGCCAUCUACAUGCCUCUUUAUUUGGGUCUUUGUCAGUCAGAAUAGCAGUUGAUUACAGGUUAGUUUAGUCAGAGUGACUGUUUCAAUAAUAGAAGCAAACUUAAAAAAAGACAAAACUCAAAGCAAUACAAAAUGUUUGAGAAAAUAGUUGGAUAUUAAACACAAAGCUUCCAGCGACUUCCUCCUUUCAGAGGAACUGAAAUAUGAAUGUGAUUAUUUUUACACUGGCUUCAAACAUAUCUGCUGUGAAGGAAAAUGCUUGAAAUUGUGCUCAUAAAUUUGCAGGUCACCAUCAUAUUUUGGUGUGUGAAUGCUUGAAAGAUUCAGGGGCUUUAUUUGUUUUGUUAUGAAGGUGAUAAAAUGUUUCUCCUCUGUAUUUAUCGUGACAUGCAUGAGUCAUAUUUGUAAAGACUGGUUUAAUAAUUACAUUAACGAUGUAUGGAAGGUGAAUACUGAGUCACUUGAACAGGUUUGUGUGUUUUUACAUAGAGGUUUAUAUAUAGGUGUAAAUCUAAAUACGCAUCCCGACAGCAGUCACGCUACGUGGGCUCACCAGGCUUGAGGUUUGCAGGCCAGCUUAAGAUUUGUUUGUAUAUUCAAAUAUGAAGAUGGUUUAAGUGUUUGAUGUUUUAAGUUUGUUUCAAGCUCGUGAAGCAAAAGACAAAAGAAAGUAAUUCUCAAAAUCACAUGAACUUGGUGGUUAUGAGGAGUACUUAAAACCUAAAAACUAAAAGAGUCCAAAAUUGGUCAAGAAAACUAGACACACGACUUCUUUACAGCAUCUUAGAGAAAUAUGUAAGAAAACUGCAUCACGUAAGGUUACUUAACUGUGAAUUGGUUGUGAAACUUGAUAACUAUCGUUUAAUACAAGGUCACUGUAAUACUUUAAGCUGAAUCUUCCCAUUGUAUAACUGCUGUUGCUGUGUGAAAUGGUAUCAUAUUAAAAGGUGUUUAAAAAUUGGUUAUUCUCAGGAAUUGAAGUAAAUUGUUUUUUUGUUUUGUUUUUUUUUGACCACAGUUUAAAAAAACAUCCUGUAAUAGACAAUAAAUCCAAAAAUCUUGCAAAUGUCUGUUUCC
Messenger RNA from Larimichthys crocea (large yellow croaker), 3649 nucleotides. RefSeq names its product microfibril associated protein 3. Bases 290 to 1285 code for a protein of 331 amino acids. Lineage: Eukaryota; Metazoa; Chordata; Actinopteri; Sciaenidae. The transcript has 4 exons. The record is from RefSeq and is a predicted model, not a curated record.